AUCUCUCUCUCUCUCUUCUUCUGAGAUUUCACGAUGCAUUUCCUUCUCCUUGCAGUUCUUUUACUGCCUCUCCUUUUCUUCCUCUUCAAAUUUGUAAACUCCACGUUGUGGGUCCCACUGAGGACGCAACAUCACUUCCGAAGGCAAAGGCAUACAGGGGCCUGCCCACCGUCCGAUCCUUGGGAACUCUGCCGAGAUCCGCCGGCUGUCCUCGGAAUCUCUCUCAAAGCGGGGUCGUUUUGACCACGACACGCUUCCCCGCGCGUCCCAACAUUACCACAAGUGGUCCCGCACAUACGGGACGAAUUUCCUGUACUGGUUCGGGCCCAGGGCCAGGCUGGCAAUAUCCGAACCUGACAUAAUCAAGGAAGUGUUGAUGAAUACGAGUGGGUCGUUUCGGAAAUUACCGUUUACCCCUUUAACAAAAACUUUGUUUGGAGAGGGACUUUUUGGGCUUGUCGGAGAAGAAUGGGCUUUUCAUAGAAGGAUGGUAAACCAGGCCUUUAAAAUGGAGCGGGUCAAGGGUUGGGUACCAGAAAUUGUGGGGAGUACCAUGAAAAUGUUUGAGAAGUGGGAGAAUGUAAGAGGAGGGACAGAUGAGUUCGAAAUCGAUGUGCACAAAGACCUUCAUGACCUCUCAGCGGACGUGAUAUCAAGGACAGCUUUCGGAACCAGUUUUGAGGAAGGAAAGCGAGUUUUCGACUUACAAGAACAACAAAUGCAUUUGUUCACCAAGGGAGCCAGGAGUAUCUACAUUCCGGGAUUCAGGUUUUUGCCUACCAAGAAUAACCGAGAAGGGUGGAAACUCGACAUGGAAACUCGUGAAUCAAUACGGAUGUUGAUCGUGAGUAACUGCGAAAGAAGUGAAGAUUCAACAAAUCUGCUUAGUCUGUUGAUGUCUCCUUACAAGAAUCAGGACGGCAAAGAGGAGAAAUUAGGGAUAGAGGAAGUUAUAGAUGAGUGCAAGACCUUCUAAUUUGCAGGAAAGGAAACGACUGCUAAUCUUCUGAGCUGGGCGCUUCUGCUCUUGGCAAAGCAUCAGGAAUGACAAGACAAAGCUAGGGAAGAAAUCAUUCGCAUGUCGGGGGACAAUAAGCUUCCGGUUGCAGAUAAUUUUAAUGACCUCAAGAUCGUAAGUUCCAUGCAGUCUUUCCUAUGUACAUGUACCAAUGCUGGGAAGAAAUUUAAUUUUGUACUUGAUAGGAUUUUUAGUACUUGCCCAAAUAGGGUUAAAAUCACUAAAAAUACUUACAAGAAUUACAAGGUAAUUGUUGUAUAAAUGCUCAUGCAAGGUCGUUGUCCCCAAAGAUUGUUUGACUAAUUUUGUAAUUAAACUAACUCUUGAUUAACUAUU
Messenger RNA from Pyrus x bretschneideri (Chinese white pear), 1354 nucleotides. Its product is annotated as cytochrome P450 734A1-like. The transcript is spliced from 3 exons. The record is from RefSeq and is a predicted model, not a curated record. Lineage: Eukaryota; Viridiplantae; Streptophyta; Magnoliopsida; Rosales; Rosaceae. Bases 377 to 976 code for a protein of 199 amino acids. Gene Ontology annotation, molecular function: oxidoreductase activity, acting on paired donors, with incorporation or reduction of molecular oxygen; iron ion binding; heme binding.